AUGGAUAGCUGGCUGUUCGACAUUGCCGCUCAGGAGGCGCGCUUCUCCCAGCGCCACCCCCCCCAGCCCGCCGCCUCCUCUUCCUCCUCCUCCUCCUCCCCGCCGCCCACGCUCCCCUCCGCCGCCGCCCUCCGCGCCGCCGAGGCCUCCCUUCCCUCGCCCUCCUCCCCCACCUACCUCGCCGGCGCGCCCGCCGCCGCCGUCGCCACGCACAUUGCGCGCGACGUCGUCCCCGCGCUGACCGGCCAGAACGCCUCGCCGCGGUAUUUCGGCUUCGUCACCGGCGGCGCGCUGCCGCUCGCGCAGUGGGCCGACAACGUCGUCACCGCGCUCGACCAGAACGUGCAGGUGCACCUGCCUUCGCAGACGGUCGCGACGGCCGUCGAGGACGCGGCGCUGGAGAUGCUGGCGCGCGCGCUGCGGCUGGGAGGGGAGUGGGAGGGGAGGACGGUGACGACGGGGGCGACGGCGAGCAAUGUCCUGGGGUUGGCGUGCGGGAGGGAGCACGUUCUGGGAGGAGGGAGUGUCGGGGAGUUGGGGGUGUUGGAGGCGGCGAGGAGGAAGGGCGUGGUGGAGGUGCAGGUGCUGACGAGCAUGGGACAUAGCUCGCUGGGCAAGGCCGCGAGCGUGGUCGGGCUGGGUCGCGCGGCGGUGCGGGAGAUGGGGAGGGAGGGGGAGGAGGAGGAGCCUUGGCGGUUGGAUUUGGCCAAGGUAGAGGCGGCGAUGGAAGGGAGGAAGGGGACGGCGACGAUAGUGGCGGUGAGCGCCGGUGAGGUCAACGCCGGGCGGUACGCGCUGCACGGCGUGGAGGAGUGGCGGCGGCUGCGCGAGUUGGCGGACAAGUACGGCGCUUGGAUUCACGUUGACGGAGCUUUCGGCGUCUUUGCGCGCGCGCUGGAACAGACGGACGAGUUCAAGCUCUUGCAGGAGCGUACAGAGGGCAUUCACCUCGCCGACAGCAUCACCAUUGACGGGCACAAACUUCUCAACGUGCCCUACGACUGCGGCAUGUUCUACUGCAAGUCCUCCGCCAUCAUGCAGGCCGUCUUCACCAACCCCAACGCCUCCUACCUCUCCUCCUCCUCCGCCUCUACCAUCCCGUCCCCCCUCAACAUCGGCCUCGAGAACUCGCGCCGCUUCCGUGCGCUGCCCGUGUACGCCGUGCUUCUGUCCGAGGGGCGGCCCGGCCUCGCCGCGCUGCUCGCCAGCAUGACGCGGCUCUCCCGCGCCGUCGCCUCGUUCCUGCGCGACUCGCCGCACUACCAGCUGCUGCCGGAGGGGAACGCCGCCGAGGAGGACAUUUUCAUCUCGGUGCUGUUCCGCGCCAGGGACGCAGCGCUCAACGAGACGCUCGUGGCUCGCAUCAACGACACCCGGCAGCUGUACGUCAGCGGUACCGUGUGGCAGGGGCGCCCGGCGGUGCGCAUCGCCGUGUCCAACUGGCGUGUUGAUGUCGAGAGGGACGCGGCGGUCGUUCGGGGGGUCUUGACGUGCAUCGCGGAGGGCAGGGAGUUUGAUAUUGCAGAGUACUGA
Molecule: messenger RNA, 1533 nt
Organism: Cordyceps fumosorosea ARSEF 2679
Lineage: Eukaryota; Fungi; Ascomycota; Sordariomycetes; Hypocreales; Cordycipitaceae
Product: tyrosine decarboxylase
Exons: 3
Coding region: 1-1533 (510 amino acids)
Biological process (GO): carboxylic acid metabolic process
Molecular function (GO): carboxy-lyase activity; pyridoxal phosphate binding
Source: RefSeq, a predicted model, not a curated record